GUUACUCUGGCCAGGACUUUGACUGGGCAGACUACCAGAAGCAGUGCGGAGCGGAGGCAGCGCCUCACCUGUGCUUUCGAAAUACAUCCUUCAGCCGUGGCUUUACUAGGAACAUGAAGCUGGAGGCGGUGAACCCCAGGAACCCUGCAGAGAUAUGUGUUGCUUCUAUCACCUCAGUUAAAGGACGGUUAAUGUGGCUUCACCUUGAAGGUUUACAGAUGCCCUCUCCAGAAUACAUAGUUGAUGUAGAGUCUAUGGACAUUUUCCCCGUUGGCUGGUGUGAAGCGAAUGCUUAUAACCUAACUCCACCACACAAAGCUGUUUUGCGAAGGAAAAGAAGAAUUGCAGUUGUACAACCAGAAAAGCAGUUACCAUCCACAGUGCCUGUUGAGAAAAUACCUCAUGACCUCUCCCCGGUUCCUCAGCCAGACACCACAGGCACCAUCAAUGGGAGAUACUGCUGCCCCCAGCUCUACAUCAACCACCGCUGCUUCUCAGGACCAUAUUUAAACAAAGGCAGAAUAGCAGAGCUACCUCAGUCUGUCGGGCCUGGCAAGUGUGUGCUGGUCCUCAAAGAGGUUCUCAGCAUGGUGAUCAAUGCAGCUUACAAGCCAGGGAGUGUUUUACGAGAACUGCAGCUAGUGGAAGACCCUCAGUGGAAUUUCCAAGAGGAAACACUUAAAGCAAAAUACAGAGGGAAGACAUACAGGGCAACUGUUAAGAUAGUGCGGACGUCGGAUCAGGUAGCGGAUUUCUGCAGAAGAGUCUGUGCGAAGUUGGAGUGCUGCCCCAACUUGUUCAGUCCUGUUCUGGUGGCUGAAGUCUGCCCGGAGAACUGCUCCAUUCAUACUAAAACCAAGUACACUUAUUAUUAUGGGAAGAGGAAAAAAAUCAUUAAGCCACCGAUUGGGGAAAAUAACAACAUGAAAAGUGGACAUGUCAAGCCAGCCAGACGCAGAAAAAGGCGGAAAUCCAUCUUUGUGCAGAAGAAGAGGAGGUCGUCAGCUGUCGAUCUGAAUGCUGCAGGCUCUGCAGAGGAGAGUGAAGAUGAUGAGCCAGAUGCGAUGGAGGACGAGACGGGAAGUGAGGAAACCAGCUCAGAGCUCCGCGACGACCAGACGGAUACCUCCUCCGCUGAGGUCCCCUCGACCCGGCCCCGGCGAGCCGUCACCUUGCGGAGCAGCACAGAGUUGGACAGACCCCCUCCCACCGAGAGAGCCCGGCGGAGCCGGAGACCACAGCCCCACUCCUAUGGUGAGGCGGAGAAGUGCACGCAAGUCAAGGAAGAAAUUAAGCAAGAAGAGGAAGAGAAGCUCAUCCUGGACAGUAAUCCGUUGGAGUGGACUGUGACUGAUGUCGUGAGGUUUAUUAAACUGACAGACUGUGCACCGCUUGCCAAAAUAUUUCAGGAGCAGGAUAUCGAUGGCCAAGCCCUUCUGUUGCUGACACUGCCUACGGUGCAAGAGUGCAUGGAGCUGAAGCUGGGUCCAGCCAUCAAACUGUGUCACCAGAUCGAGCGAGUAAAGGUUGCUUUCUAUGCACAAUACGCCAACUGA
Molecule: messenger RNA, 1556 nt
Organism: Mesitornis unicolor (brown roatelo)
Lineage: Eukaryota; Metazoa; Chordata; Aves; Mesitornithiformes; Mesitornithidae
Gene: SFMBT2
Product: Scm-like with four mbt domains 2
Exons: 12
Biological process (GO): regulation of DNA-templated transcription
Cellular component (GO): nucleus
Molecular function (GO): transcription corepressor activity; histone binding
Source: RefSeq, a predicted model, not a curated record